Messenger RNA from Drosophila persimilis, 5244 nucleotides. It is a transcript of the gene Chc, whose product is annotated as clathrin heavy chain. Gene Ontology annotation, cellular component: clathrin complex; clathrin coat of coated pit; clathrin-coated endocytic vesicle. Lineage: Eukaryota; Metazoa; Arthropoda; Insecta; Diptera; Drosophilidae. Gene Ontology annotation, biological process: receptor-mediated endocytosis; intracellular protein transport. The record is from RefSeq and is a predicted model, not a curated record. Bases 60 to 5102 code for a protein of 1680 amino acids. The transcript is spliced from 6 exons. Gene Ontology annotation, molecular function: clathrin light chain binding; structural molecule activity.
ACUUGAAGUGGAAUCCUUAAGUAAUCCUUAUUACUAAAAUCGAAAACUAUCUUUCAAAGAUGACGCAACCGCUACCCAUCCGCUUUCAGGAGCAUUUACAGCUCACAAACGUUGGGAUCAACGCAAACUCGUUCUCAUUCAGCACGCUCACGAUGGAGUCGGACAAGUUUAUUUGUGUGCGCGAGAAAGUUAAUGAUACCGCCCAAGUAGUCAUCAUUGAUAUGAACGAUUCGACCAAUCCCACACGACGUCCCAUAUCAGCUGACUCGGCCAUUAUGAAUCCAGCAAGCAAAGUUAUUGCUCUCAAAGCGCAAAAGACGUUGCAGAUAUUCAAUAUUGAAAUGAAAUCAAAAAUGAAGGCUCACACGAUGAAUGAAGAUGUUGUGUUCUGGAAAUGGAUAUCUUUGAACACUUUAGCAUUGGUGACCGAGACGAGCGUUUUUCAUUGGUCUAUGGAAGGUGACUCGAUGCCACAAAAAAUGUUUGAUAGACAUUCCUCACUCAAUGGCUGUCAGAUAAUCAAUUAUCGCUGCAAUGCUACACAACAAUGGCUGCUUCUGGUAGGCAUAUCGGCACUUCCCAGCCGCGUUGCCGGCGCCAUGCAGUUGUAUUCCGUGGAGCGUAAAGUAUCGCAGGCCAUCGAAGGUCACGCAGCCAGUUUUGCGACUUUUAAAAUAGACGGAAACAAGGAACCGACUACGCUUUUUUGCUUUGCAGUUCGCACCGCCACAGGCGGCAAGCUUCACAUCAUUGAAGUCGGAACACCGCCUAAUGGCAACCAGGCUUUUCCAAAAAAGGCUGUUGACGUCUUCUUUCCACCGGAAGCCCAGAACGACUUUCCAGUGGCCAUGCAGGUCUCAGCGAAGUACGAUACCAUCUAUUUGAUAACCAAAUAUGGAUAUAUUCAUCUGUACGAUAUGGAGACCGCCACAUGCAUAUACAUGAAUCGCAUAUCGGCCGAUACAAUUUUCGUGACCGCUCCGCACGAGGCCAGCGGUGGAAUUAUUGGCGUCAACCGCAAGGGUCAGGUGCUAUCUGUAACUGUUGACGAAGAGCAGAUCAUUCCUUAUAUAAACACUGUUUUGCAAAACCCUGACUUGGCCCUGCGAAUGGCUGUACGAAACAAUUUAGCAGGAGCGGAGGAUCUUUUUGUCCGCAAGUUCAACAAGCUGUUUACUGCCGGUCAGUUCGCCGAAGCGGCCAAAGUUGCUGCUCUGGCUCCCAAGGCCAUUCUUCGCACUCCUCAGACCAUUCAACGAUUUCAACAAGUGCAAACACCAGCAGGCUCGACGACGCCACCUCUACUGCAGUACUUUGGUAUUCUGCUCGACCAGGGCAAGUUAAACAAGUUUGAGUCCCUGGAGCUGUGUCGUCCAGUUCUGCUGCAAGGAAAGAAGCAACUUUGCGAAAAAUGGCUAAAGGAGGAGAAACUUGAGUGCAGCGAAGAACUAGGUGAUCUCGUUAAAGCCUCAGACCUCACGCUAGCGCUCUCCAUUUACUUGCGUGCCAAUGUUCCCAAUAAAGUGAUUCAGUGUUUUGCAGAAACUGGACAGUUUCAAAAAAUUGUGCUUUAUGCCAAGAAGGUUAACUAUACACCAGACUACAUUUUUCUGCUGCGUUCGGUGAUGCGUAGCAAUCCCGAGCAAGGUGCUGGUUUUGCAUCUAUGCUUGUAGCAGAGGAAGAGCCUCUGGCGGACAUUAACCAGACUGUCGAUAUCUUCAUGGAACACUCUAUGGUACAACAGUGCACGGCUUUUUUGUUAGAUGCCCUUAAGCACAAUCGCCCGGCCGAGGGUUCGCUGCAGACGCGUUUGCUUGAAAUGAAUCUCAUGUCUGCCCCACAGGUGGCCGACGCUAUACUUGGUAAUGCUAUGUUCACCCACUACGAUAGGGCACACAUCGCCCAGCUGUGUGAAAAAGCAGGUUUGUUGCAGCGUGCUCUGGAGCACUACACAGAUCUGUACGAUAUAAAGCGGGCUGUCGUACACACGCAUAUGCUGAAUGCUGAGUGGCUGGUUAGCUUCUUUGGGACUUUAUCGGUGGAGGACUCUCUGGAAUGUCUGAAGGCUAUGUUAACAGCAAAUCUGCGGCAGAAUUUACAAAUCUGUGUACAAAUUGCCACCAAGUACCACGAGCAGUUGACCACCAAGGCGCUAAUUGACCUAUUUGAGAGCUUUAAGAGCUACGACGGACUGUUCUAUUUCCUAAGCAGUAUUGUGAACUUCUCACAGGAUCCAGAGGUUCACUUUAAAUACAUUCAAGCCGCCUGUAAGACAAACCAGAUAAAAGAGGUGGAACGAAUUUGUCGCGAAUCUAAUUGUUAUAACCCGGAGCGCGUGAAGAAUUUCUUGAAGGAAGCUAAACUGACUGAUCAACUGCCGCUGAUUAUUGUUUGUGAUCGUUUUGACUUUGUCCAUGAUCUGGUGCUGUACUUAUACCGCAACAAUCUCCAAAAGUAUAUAGAGAUCUAUGUGCAGAAGGUAAACCCUUCUCGCUUGCCGGUUGUUGUGGGUGGUUUGCUUGACGUCGACUGCAGUGAGGAUAUUAUCAAAAAUCUCAUACUAGUGGUCAAGGGUCAGUUCUCUACGGAUGAGCUGGUGGAGGAGGUUGAAAAGCGUAAUCGCUUAAAGCUCCUACUUCCCUGGCUUGAGUCUCGGGUCCACGAAGGCUGCGUUGAGCCCGCCACACACAAUGCCUUGGCCAAGAUUUACAUUGAUUCAAAUAACAACCCAGAACGUUUCCUCAAAGAAAAUCAGUACUACGACAGCCGCGUGGUCGGUCGCUACUGUGAAAAGCGUGAUCCUCAUCUGGCCUGUGUUGCCUACGAACGGGGCCAGUGCGAUCGCGAAUUGAUCGCUGUCUGUAACGAAAACUCACUAUUUAAAAGUGAAGCUCGUUAUCUAGUGGCUCGACGUGAUGCCGAACUCUGGGCGGAGGUCCUGUCCGAAGCUAAUCCAUACAAGCGCCAGUUGAUUGAUCAAGUCGUUCAGACGGCACUGUCUGAAACACAGGAUCCCGACGAUAUUUCGGUAACAGUAAAGGCAUUUAUGACUGCUGACUUGCCGAAUGAGCUGAUUGAGCUGCUGGAAAAGAUCAUAUUGGACUCUUCGGUGUUCAGCGACCAUCGCAAUCUUCAGAAUCUGCUCAUACUCACUGCUAUUAAAGCUGAUCGUACACGCGUUAUGGAUUAUAUAAACCGACUGGACAAUUACGAUGCACCGGAUAUAGCCAACAUUGCGAUUAGUAAUCAAUUGUAUGAGGAGGCAUUUGCCAUAUUCAAGAAGUUCGAUGUUAAUACGUCAGCCAUUCAGGUGCUCAUUGAUCAGGUCAACAAUUUGGAGAGAGCCAACGAGUUCGCCGAGCGCUGUAACGAGCCAGCCGUAUGGUCACAGUUAGCCAAGGCUCAACUACAGCAGGGUUUAGUGAAGGAGGCUAUUGAUUCAUAUAUAAAGGCCGAUGAUCCGAGUGCUUACGUGGACGUGGUUGACGUGGCUAGUAAGGUGGAAUCGUGGGACGACCUUGUUCGGUAUCUUCAAAUGGCACGUAAAAAAGCGCGUGAGUCCUAUAUUGAGAGUGAAUUAAUUUACGCUUUUGCUCGCACUGCUCGUUUGGCCGAUCUCGAAGAGUUCAUAUCGGGUCCCAACCACGCAGACAUACAGAAAAUUGGAGAUCGCUGUUUCAGUGACGGAAUGUACGAUGCUGCAAAGCUCCUAUAUAAUAAUGUCAGCAACUUUGCCCGUUUGGCUAUUACACUGGUAUAUCUUAAGGAGUUUCAGGGUGCUGUUGACUCGGCGCGAAAGGCUAACUCGACGCGCACAUGGAAGGAAGUUUGUUUUGCUUGCGUAGAUGCGGAAGAAUUUCGGCUAGCGCAGAUGUGUGGCCUACAUAUUGUUGUUCAUGCUGAUGAGCUAGAGGAUUUGAUUAAUUAUUACCAGAAUCGGGGAUAUUUCGAUGAGCUGAUAGCACUACUUGAGUCUGCUCUGGGCCUAGAACGUGCGCAUAUGGGAAUGUUUACUGAGUUGGCCAUACUCUACUCAAAAUUUAAACCAUCAAAAAUGCGAGAACACCUAGAACUAUUCUGGUCCCGCGUUAACAUACCAAAAGUUCUGCGAGCUGCCGAGUCGGCUCAUCUCUGGUCGGAGCUAGUGUUCCUUUACGAUAAGUAUGAGGAAUAUGACAACGCUGUGCUGGCCAUGAUUGCUCACCCGACUGAGGCAUGGCGCGAGGGACACUUUAAGGACAUCGUAACAAAGGUGGCAAAUAUUGAGUUGUACUACAAGGCCAUCGAAUUUUAUUUAGACUUUAAGCCGUUGCUGCUGAACGAUAUGAUUUUAGUGCUGGCUCCCCGAAUGGAUCAUACUCGAGCUGUUAGCUACUUUUCCAAGACCGGCUACUUGCCGUUGGUCAAGCCCUAUUUGCGCUCCGUACAAUCCCUUAAUAAUAAAGCUAUCAAUGAAGCUCUUAAUGGUCUCUUAAUCGACGAGGAGGACUACCAAGGUCUACGCAAUUCGAUCGAUGGUUUCGACAACUUUGACAACAUUGCGCUGGCUCAGAAGCUUGAGAAGCAUGAGCUCACAGAGUUUCGUAGAAUUGCUGCAUACUUGUAUAAAGGAAAUAACCGUUGGAAACAAAGCGUUGAGCUGUGUAAAAAGGAUAAACUUUACAAGGAUGCCAUGGAGUAUGCCGCUGAGUCUGGAAAGCAAGAGAUUGCUGAAGAGUUGUUGGGAUGGUUCCUUGAGCGGAAUGCACACGAUUGCUUUGCGGCAUGUCUUUAUCAGUGCUACGAUUUGUUGCGCCCUGAUGUAAUUUUGGAACUGGCAUGGAAACAUAAGAUUAUGGAUUUUGCCAUGCCCUACUUAAUACAGGUCUUGCGUGAAUACACUAAUAAAGUUGAUAAAUUGGAGUUGAACGAGGCUCAGCGCGAAAAGGAAGAAGACACCACUGAACAUAAAAAUAUUAUACAAAUGGAGCCGCAACUUAUGAUAACUGCUGGGCCAGCAAUGGGCAUUCCGGCUCAAUAUGCACAGAAUUAUCCGCCUGGCGCUGCUACAGUUGCUGCUGCGACGACAACAGGGCGCAAUAUGGGCUAUCCAUAUUUGUAGGCAACGACCAGAAAGCAAAUAAAUAAAAUAAUAGAAGUAAUGUGAACAAGAAAUGUACCAUCAUCAAAAACAUUACCAAUACAAAAAGAGUAACAAGUUAAUAGUUUAUUUUGCACCAAAAUACAUCAACACCUACACUACA